Messenger RNA from Gasterosteus aculeatus aculeatus (three-spined stickleback), 2358 nucleotides. The record is from RefSeq and is a predicted model, not a curated record. Lineage: Eukaryota; Metazoa; Chordata; Actinopteri; Perciformes; Gasterosteidae.
CCUGAGGCUACAUAUAGCCGAGGCAAAGGACACGUCCUGUUUGUUAAGGCAGAGACGGGUCAGCGUGUGCGUGCAUGUGUGUACACACACGUGUAAUGGUAAAUACAUACAAGGCCAUAGUAUCCUUACAGUAAAAUGCAUGUGACAAAACGUUGUAAGGAGACGUUGUUAUGAUGAAUACAUUAUUUUAUGUUAGUUUACUCAUUUUGUAAAAUGAACGGAAACUUAAAGUGGAUAAAUGUAAACGCGACUGCAGAAUGUCGUCAUCGUUUUCUUUUUAAUGAAGUGACUUCUAGAGACAUUCGCGAUGGUGCGUUUUAGACGAGUGGCUUUCCGACAGCCCUUGAAUGCACCGUUAUCGGCGUCACGUGGCGCCCCAGCUGGACGGAUCGCGAACAAACAGGUACCGAACUUUGGUGAAGCGAAGAGGAGUCAUCAUCAUGUCCCUCCGGGUGCCGUUUGGUGCUCUGAGGACAGGAGAGCUGCGGGAGAUGCUGGAAGAUGAAGACAAAAUAAAUCAGACCAUCAGGUGCCGUGAGAAGUUUCAGGCGCUGCAGAGGGCUGCAGAGAAGAUGCAAGUUUCAAAUAAAGAAAUUGCCAAAAAAGGUCUUUCUCAAAAACCUAAAUUUAGAGACACUAAGUUGCUAUUAGCAAUGAAGUACAGGCUGCUGGAAAACCUUAGAAGCAUCAUCCAGGCCAAACAAGAACACAUUGCCGAAAAAUACAGUGUCCAUAAUGCUUUGCGGAGUCUCAUGCAGAAGAUAAAACAUGGAGAGCAAGAGUGUGAUAUGCUGUUUCAGAAGUUCGCAGAGGGGAACACCACGCUGGAAGAGUUCCUCAAUUCUUUUCUCAGCUUGCGGAAACUCCAACACAUCAGGAUGACUCUGGUGAAGAGACUGCAGGGAAUUGUUGAACUUGGUUCAUUCCACAGGCUCACUGAGAUUCACCCUGGACGUCAGCAUUUUCCCGCAGAGGAAAUACAUGACGACUGCCUCCCGCUGUGCAGCCUCACCGCAGCUGUUGUCUCACCCGCCUGCUGCCGCCCUGCAUUCCGUCUGCCCUUUGGUGGCCUCGCAAACACCGUUCACCGCGUUCACCAUUUACCACUUUGUCACGAUUACAGCGAGUCCCUUCGUCCAGGAGCGCAGGGACGGGGCUCCAAACGGCCAGAGAGACCCGUCCAUCUUCAGCCCCUGAAGGUGCAUCAGAGAAGACACCAACAGGCACCACGAUGAAGUAAAUCUCAGAUAUCUGCUUUGCAACAGGGAUAGCAAAGGGAAAAUAGUUAUUUCCAUUGUUAUCAGAUUUAAACUGGAAAUGUUCAUUAGUUGCAUGUCAGACAUCAGCUCGUAUUUCUGGAGCAGAGUGCGUAAUGAUAAAGUAUAAACGUAGAAAUUUAGAUGUUUACAUGAUCAUUUCAAUAAGAUUUAAAUAUAGUCAGCAGUAUAGCUUCAUACGUUUGACUAUCUCACUAACUGUGGUCUUAUUUAAUCCAACUGUUAAAUUGUCACGAUUCUAAAACUUUACACUAAUGAAAAAUAUGAUGAUAUAUAAUAUAUAACUCUAAAGGUUGUGUUAGUGAUCCUUAAUAAUCUUCCCUUUAAAAUAGUCCACCACAAUAUAAAUCCAGAGGGACAACUAAAUUCUCCUCAUGACUAUCUAUUUUUAAAAAUCUAAACCUCAAAUAAUUUCAUAACUAAUUCUAUGAUAAGAGGUUAUAAGAGGAAAUAAGAGGUUUCUUAUUAUUUUUAUAUUGGACAAAUUGGCAUUGAUGGUUUCCCACCAAAGUCUUCACCCCAAAGAGAAAGGAAAUCUAAAACAAAGGUAAUUAACUGUUACUUAACACAUCACAUUUAUGGAUUUAUCUGCAGGAGGUAGAUGAGCGAUAGACAGACAGACACAGAGGGAGAGAUGGUUUAAGGGAGAACAAUGGAGUCAGCAGACUGCAUCAACAACCGGUUCAUCCAGAUGACAACCACGCCGACUUUAAAUGGUUCACUGCUCCAGAAGCAAAUGUGGAGCAGCGUAUCUGGUGAGAUCAAGUGAGUGCUUCCUCGAGUCAGAAAUGUGUCGGCUGCUGUUGCCUCAGUGAACUUGAACUGCUCGCCGACACUCGAUGCCUGUGAACAUCCGUGUGCAGCGACUCCUGCCGAGGUCUGCAACGACGCUUUCAUUUACGCACUUUCCCCGCUUCAUCUUAGCAUUAACUACAUCGACUAAUGUCUUUUCAUAAAAAGGGCAAAGGUAAACGUGUAAAGUGCAUCACCUCUUCGGCGUCUUUGUGUGCGACCCAACCCUUUUGUUUGCAUCACAGACUUCAAUUACAACUUUGUCAGCAGCCUCUUUUGUCCCACAAGA